Corticium candelabrum is the source of this 1489-nucleotide messenger RNA. Its product is annotated as zinc finger protein 492-like. Lineage: Eukaryota; Metazoa; Porifera; Homoscleromorpha; Homosclerophorida; Plakinidae. Gene Ontology annotation, molecular function: ATP binding; protein kinase activity. The transcript is spliced from 2 exons. Gene Ontology annotation, biological process: regulation of gene expression; protein phosphorylation. Bases 163 to 1428 code for a protein of 421 amino acids. The record is from RefSeq and is a predicted model, not a curated record. Gene Ontology annotation, cellular component: nucleus.
UUAGACGUUUUGUGCAUAAUUGCUUUCUCUUUACUGUUUAGUGGCUCAGUCUGCGAUCAACGUUUGGAAUCCGUACCUCCCACACACUCUUGAGUGCAGGAAGUUGUGGCACUUUCAAGAUUCAACUGUGAUAGAUUUAUUGGGUAGAAUCUCACAACACACAUGCUAGUGCACACUGGAGAAAAGAGAUAUCGAUGCAGUGAGUGUAGAAAGACUUUUACUCGAUCUGAGUAUCUAAAAGUUCAUAUGAGAACGCACACAGGAGAAACACCGUACAAAUGCAAUGAGUGUGGGAAAAAAUUUGCUCAAUCUGGUCAUCUAUUAGUUCAUAUGAGAAUGCACACAGGAGAAACACCAUAUGAAUGCAGUGAGUGCGGAAAGAAAUAUUCUCAAUCUAGUCGCCUAAAAGUUCAUCUGAAAAUGCACAAAAGAAAGACACCAUGUCAAUGCAGUGAGUGUGGAAAGAAAUUUACUCGAUCUAGUAAUCUACAAUUUCAUAUGAGAAUGCACAGAGGAAAAAAUCCCUAUGAAUGCAAUGAGUGUGGGGAAAAGUUUACUCAGUUUAGUAAUUUAGAAGUUCAUAUGAGAUUGCACACAGGAGAAAGGCCAUAUCAUUGUGAAGAUCGCGGAGAAGGCUUUGAUGUUGCGGCAGUAGCUAGAAGACACCAGAAAGUUCACACUCGAGAAGACAUGAUUGCUCAAGAGCAUACAGAUUUGUUAUCAUCUGCAGGCAACUCUCAAUCCCAUUGUAAUAAUACUUAUAUAUCUGUUCAAACUUCUUCAAUGUUUAGUGAUAGAAGCUUGUUUACAUUUCUAUCCAUUCCUUCCAGUGCUGUCUGCAGUUCAUCUGCUGUUUUCUCUAUGUUCAACCAUCCCAAUAUAGCUGUGACAUAUGGUGUGACUGUGUCUACAUGUAGUGACAUGUUGGUGAUGGAGAAAGUUGUAACGUCUUUGUCUGAUGUGCUUGCUGAUCCAGACGUGAAUAAUGAGAUGAAUGUACGUGAGAGAGUUGAUAUUUCUUAUGGCAUUGUUUGUGCAGUUGACUAUUUGCAUCAUCAAGUGGGAAUCAUUCACGGCUACAUAAGCCCUACCACUGUAUUUAUCACAUCUCGACUGACCACCAAACUGUUAGAUCCAGCAGCAUCUUGUCUCCUACAUAAUAAGAUAUGUCAACGUGCUAAGUCAUAUGAAGAAGAUCUGCACCAACUAAUCUGUCUCCUCAUCAAGUUCUACGACUCACAUUCACAAUUUUCAUCUGUUUGUCAUUGUUUGUGCAACAUGAUCAGUUGUGAUGAGAUUAAUAAGUCAAGGGGAGAAUUUGUGUCUACGGCGGACCUGUUUGAGUUAAUUGACGAAUUGAGACAGAAUGAGGAAUACAGUUGCUGCUUAAGCAAUCGUGAACUAUCUUGGAAAAGUGAAAUUGAGUAAGUUAUCUGAUUAAAUAUGAAUGUUGACUGGUUGUGUUUGUAAAGUUAAAUAAAUUUGUUGA